Messenger RNA from Fopius arisanus, 383 nucleotides. It is a transcript of the gene btn, whose product is annotated as homeobox protein Hox-C4a. Gene Ontology annotation, molecular function: DNA-binding transcription factor activity, RNA polymerase II-specific; RNA polymerase II cis-regulatory region sequence-specific DNA binding. Gene Ontology annotation, cellular component: nucleus. Lineage: Eukaryota; Metazoa; Arthropoda; Insecta; Hymenoptera; Braconidae. The record is from RefSeq and is a predicted model, not a curated record. Gene Ontology annotation, biological process: positive regulation of transcription by RNA polymerase II.
AUGUGAGAACCAGUGGAAAGAGUCGUGAAGUUAAACCGAGGAAGGAGAGGACAGCAUUUACAAAGCAACAGGUUCGUCAUCUAGAAUUUGAGUUUGGACACAGCAAUUAUUUAACGAGACUCCGGAGAUAUGAAAUUGCGGUGGCCCUUGAUUUAACCGAGAGACAGGUGAAAGUUUGGUUUCAAAAUCGUAGAAUGAAAUGGAAACGAACGAAAAAUGUCCUGGAUAAGAAAAAGACCAUCGAUUCGUCUUCACUCAUGGAAUCAAACUCAAACAGCUCUGGAGAAAUUCUAAUGUAGGAAUAUGUAUAAGCACUUACUUAAGGAUAAUUAAUGUAGCUCCAAAUGCCAAAUAAAAUUUAUGAACAUGUAUUUAAAUUUCUA